GCUGUUAAAUAUUAAUUAUUUCCCUGAUCUUUAACCAAAUUCAAAGAGUUAGAGAUUAAUAGAUUAACUAUCAAAGUGCAAAAUCAUCUGUAGUAACAUAACUGACCUGAACAUGAAACAGACUAAUAAAUCGCCUGCACAUUGCGUCAUCGAUAAUACCAUUCACCUCUUCCAUCUUGCAGAUUUCAGGUCAUUAUCGCAAAGGCAUAUGUGAAUAUAGUAGAUAUGGCUCAUGCAAGUGUGGCUUCUCUUUCAAGAACAAUAGAAUCUCUCUUGACAUUCAAUUCACCAAUGCAAUCUCUAAUCUGUGAUCACAGAGAAGAAUUUUGCGCUCUUCAUGAAAAAGUUAGUUCGCUCGAAGUAUUUCUCAAGAACUUUGAGAAAAACAAUGUUGCUGGGGAAAUGACGGAUUUUGAAGUAGAGGUUAAAGAAGUUGCAAGUGCUGUUGAAUACACAAUUCAACUGAGACUAACAGAAACUGUACUGGGAGAAAAUGAAAGCCAGAAAAAAAAGGCACGUCGAAGGUUUCGUCAUAGCCUGCAACAAGUAGCAGAGGACAUGGAUCAUAUCUGGAAAGAGUCGACAAAGAUCCAAGAUAAAGGUAAACAAGUAUCAAAGGAAUCAUUGGUUCAUGAUUUUUCAAGUUCAACAAACGAUAUUCUGAAUGUUAACAACAAUAUGGUUGGACGUGAUGAUCAAAAGGAACACUUGUUAGAAGAUCUGACUGGAAUCUACUCUGGUAAACCAAAAGUCAUCCCGAUUGUCGGGAUGGGAGGCAUAGGUAAAACAACCUUAGCGAAAGAAGUUUACAAUCAUGAAUCAGUUCUACGCCAUUUUGAUGUUCGUGCCUGGGCAACUGUAUCUCAACAGCACAACAUAAAGGAAAUUUUCCUGAGCCUUCUGCAAUCGAUGAUCAAAAUGGAUGACACGGUUAAGACGAAAGAUGAAGCAGAGCUAGCAGACAUGCUGCAGAAAAGCUUAAAGAGAAAGAGGUACCUAAUUUUUUUGGAUGAUAUCUGGAGUUGUGAAGUGUGGGAUGGCAUGAGACGAUGCUUUCCAACGGAAGACAAUGCAGGGAGUCGAAUACUGUUGACUACCCGUAACAACGAAGUAGCCUGUUAUGCUGAUACAGAGAAUCUUUCUGUGCGGAUCAGCUUCAUGGAUCAAAAUGAGAGCUGGAGUCUUUUCAAAAGUGCAGCAUUUUCAAGUGAAGCAUUGCCAUAUGAGUUCGAGACUGUUGGGAAGCAGAUCGCAGAUGAAUGUCACGGAUUACCACUAACUAUUGUCGUGGUUGCUGGACUUCUCAAAUCUAAAAGGGCAAUAGAAGAUUGGAAAAGUGUUGCGAAAGAUGUCAAGUCACUUGUCACAAUUGAUCCUGAUGAACGAUGUUCACGUGUGCUUGGGUUGAGUUACAGUCACUUGACUAGAGAUCUAAAGACUUGUCUACUGCAUUUCGGAAUUUUUCCAGAAGACAGUGAGAUACCAGUGAAUAAUUUGAUGAGAUCAUGGAUGGCUGAGGGGUUCCUAAAGUUGGAAAAUGAUUUGGACGGAGAGGCUGAGAAGUGUUUGCAAGAGCUUGUCGAUAGAUGUCUAGUUCUUGUCUGCAAGAAAAGUCUAGAUGGAAUAAAAAUUAGAUCAUGUAAGGUUCAUGAUCUAAUAUAUGACCUGUGCGUGAGAGAAAUUCAAAGGGAGAACAUUUUUAUCAUGAACGACAUUGUGAUUGGAGAAUCAGAUUCAGAAUGUGGAAAUCUCAGUACAAAAAUGAGGCCCUUUAAAUGCGUGACUGGUGAUGAAAUUGAUUAUUGUCCCUAUGGUCUUUAUAGGGCUCUUCUUACCCCUGUACAUCGUCAGUUGAGAGAUCAUGACAACAACGAUCUUUUGAAACAAACCUAUUCUAUUUUCUCUUUUGCUCUUAGUGAUUCAAAAUAUUUUCUCAAAUCAGAGCUUAUUCAUUUCAAAUUACUCAAAGUCUUGGAGCUGAGACACAGAGAGAUUUAUAAUUUCCCUCUACAGAUACUAAGCCUCAUCUGGUUGAGGUACCUAUCAUUGCAAUGUGAUGAGAAUUUAAACAUACCUCCAGAAAUAUGCAGGUUAUGGAAUCUGCAGACAUUUAUUGUUCAAGGGUGUGGUCGAUCAGUUUUAAUAACUUUUCCUGAGGAGAUUUGGGGCCUACUGCAAUUAAGGCAUCUCAAACUGCCCAAAUUUUAUCUGCCAAGUCCCCCAAGUGGAUCUGUUGACAAAGGAAGGCACUUGGAAUUUACAAACUUACAAAUUAUUUCUUACUUGUCUCCACAUUGUUGCACGAAGGAGGUUAUUAUGGGGAUUCAGAAUGUAAAAAAAUUAGGAAUCCGUGUAUAUGAGACUGACUCUAAUAGUAUUCGGGACUCUGGGCUUCUCAACAAUCUUGUCCAUCUGCAUCAACUUGAAACAUUGAGUUUUAUAUCUUACUUUCCCCAUUUUCUAGCAAGUUCAAAAGCUUUUCCAGCAACGCUCAAGAAGAUGAAGUUGGAAAGAACUUGGCUAAGUUGGUCGGACUUGGAUAUCAUAGCUGAAUUGCCGAAUCUUGAGGUGCUGAAGCUGAUGCAUGGUGCUUGUUAUGGAGAUGAAUGGUAUCCAAAUGUCCGGGGAUUUAGUCGAUUGAAGGUUUUGUCAAUUGAACAUAGUUUUCUCAUUUACUGGAAAGCCACAGAUGACAAUUUUCGUACCCUUGAACGUCUCAUGCUUAGUAAUUUAUAUUGUUUGAAAGAGAUACCCAUUAAGUUUGCAGAAAUCCACACACUACAACUGAUUGAGUUAAUAGACUGUUUUUCCGAACUUGUGGAAUCUGCUGCGCGAAUUCAACAAGAACAAGAGGAGCUCGGAAACAACAUCGUGGACGUUCGUAUCUCCGAUCCACUUAGAAGGCUUGAACUCUUGUAAGUAUCGUGGAUUCUUCGAGCAGCUUUUGGAAAAAAGAAGACAAGGAGAGGAUGAGCAACAAAAGCAUUCAAUCGUUUUUCUAUUCAAUAAUGGGAGUUUGAUUCGUUAAAUAUCUAUGUUGUAAUGUCAAUUCUAGCUUUUUAAUUCUCAUUGUGCGGUACUCUUCCUCCUUCAUGGAGUUAUUUAUGUUGUGGGAACUGGAUGAUGCUUUAGUUUAGACUUUAGUGUUGUGGUUUUCAACAAUCUUGUCCAUCUGCAGCAACUUGAAACGUUGAGUUUUAAAAAAAUAUAUAUUCUAGUUGGAGUUCAGUCAUUUAUCCA
Messenger RNA from Capsicum annuum, 3240 nucleotides. RefSeq names its product putative late blight resistance protein homolog R1A-10. The record is from RefSeq and is a predicted model, not a curated record. Gene Ontology annotation, biological process: protein folding. Gene Ontology annotation, molecular function: alpha-tubulin binding; ADP binding. Lineage: Eukaryota; Viridiplantae; Streptophyta; Magnoliopsida; Solanales; Solanaceae.